Messenger RNA from Seminavis robusta, 240 nucleotides. Lineage: Eukaryota; Bacillariophyta; Bacillariophyceae; Naviculales; Naviculaceae. The record is from the annotation of a GenBank genome assembly.
AUGAACGCAACCACAGACCCCGCAAAUGCAACUUCGCAAUACUCGAUCAUGGACUCAAUAUCCUUGUUCGGCUUGAUUGACGGAGGGAAGCUACGAAAUGGAGUUGUGGCUGAGGCACUGCCAACCGCUGCAUCACUGGUCUGUGUAUUUGAUGAGAGUCCUGCAACGUCGAAAUCUUGUUCGAGUUCAGAUCUGUUGUAUCAGUCAAGCCGCCUGGGGGGAGCAGGAUCCAAGCGAUAA